Messenger RNA from Cavenderia fasciculata, 360 nucleotides. RefSeq lists its product as uncharacterized. The transcript is spliced from 3 exons. Lineage: Eukaryota; Evosea; Eumycetozoa; Acytosteliales; Cavenderiaceae. Bases 1 to 360 code for a protein of 119 amino acids. The record is from RefSeq and is a predicted model, not a curated record.
AUGGAAGAACUUAAGAAAUCAAUUGACGAGGGUAUAGAUUACAUUGGAACUGUUGAUGAUUCUGGUUCUAUUACAGCUCAUAUUAUAAAGAUUAUCUCUGGAGAGACAGAGGCUAAAACUGAUACAGAAAAGAGAAAGGCUCUUGAUCUAUUCCUUGGUGGCAUGACAGCAACAAGUGGUUCGAAUUAUUUACCAAGUGCUAAUAAUAUAUAUAAACAAACUUUAAUACUUUUCAGUGGUUUACAUGUUAAAUGUAGACACCUUCAAUGUACAACCGACAAUUGCUCAAGUUUUAUUGACAGAUCAAACGAUUAUUGGACAAGACUCAAUUUAGUAGACAAUAUAAUUGAAUCAAGUUAA